AUGGACUACGAGAAACAGAAGUCUGAUACCGGUAUCAAGGUGACCAUCGUUGAGAUCGAAGAUGGACUGGCACAGGAAACACCAAGAACGAGAAAAUGCUUCCAAAGUCUCGGCCGUUCGUUCAAGCGACGAUGCAGGUCUGACAGCGAGAAUGGAUCAUCGCCCUGGAUAAAGCUCUUGAAGAGAGUCCUUGUAUUUCUUUCUGUUACGGGAGUAUGUUUGGGAAUCGCCUACAUUACACAUCAUGCUGUGCUCGCGAGUUUGAUACGAAGACUUUCACCAAUGGUAUUGCCACAGAAUGGGCUGACGGCAAUCGUCGACGCGUGGGUGGAACCCGGAACAGUGACACCUGCUCCGCCAUCAUGGCGACCAGACUUCAGUCGUGACAUUCAGCCGAAACCAAUACACUCUCAUAAUGAUUAUUGGCGAAGAGUGCCUCUGUUCGACUCCCUUUCGGUGGGUAUCACGGCGGUGGAAGCAGAUUGCCACCUUGUCGGCGAUGAGAUCUUCGUUGGACAUCAGGUUCAAUCUCUGCGACGAAAUCGAACUUUCAAUUCCCUCUAUCUUGAUCCUCUCUUCGAAAUACUAGAAAAUCAGAACAUGGGUAAAGCGGCAAACGACCCGACCAAGAAUGGAGUUUGGGAUGUAGAUCCUUCACGAGGAUUCAUCCUGAUGACGGAUCUGAAAACUGAAGGGCAUGCGACAUUGAAUGCAGUGCAGAAACAGCUAGACAGAUUUCGUGAGAACGGUUGGCUUACAUAUUGGAACGGUACAGACAUUGUACCUGGCCCGCUCCUGCAUAUCGGAACUGGUAAUACUCCAUUUAAAGCAAUACUGGAGUCCUCGUAUUCGAACUCAACAUACCGAGAUGUAUUUUUCGAUGCACCACUAGAUGCACUUUCGGACGCUUACAACAUCACCAACUCUUAUUAUAGCAGCACUUCUCUGACGAAGCUGUUCGGGUCUUCCAAGAUACCGCGAAGUGGUCUGACCAAGUCGCAGAUCAAAGUCGUCCAUUCGCAGAUUGAGAAAGCUACAAACCUUGGGCUGGUGACAAGAUACUGGGACAUACCAGCGUGGCCGAUUGAAACAAGAACGAAGAUAUGGAGACAGCUUGAACAGGCGCAAAUCGGCAUGCUGAACGUGGAUGCUAUUGAUUUGGCGGCCCGUUGGAAUUGGAGGUUAUGUAACAUUCUGGGAAUGAAUCUAUGCUAG
Molecule: messenger RNA, 1215 nt
Organism: Glarea lozoyensis ATCC 20868
Lineage: Eukaryota; Fungi; Ascomycota; Leotiomycetes; Helotiales; Helotiaceae
Product: PLC-like phosphodiesterase
Exons: 2
Coding region: 1-1215 (404 amino acids)
Biological process (GO): lipid metabolic process
Molecular function (GO): phosphoric diester hydrolase activity
Source: RefSeq, a predicted model, not a curated record